AUGAGGCUACCGCAUACCCUGCUGGCCGCAUCACUCGCGCUGGCCGUGGUCUCCUUGCCUGUCGAGUCGCAGGAGGUCCAGCUACAGGUGCUGACUCCGGAUGACUUCAAAGAUACUAUAGCCAACGGCGUGUGGUUCAUCGAGCACUUCUCGCCGUAUUGCGGGCACUGCAGGCAGUUCGCGCCCACAUGGAAACAACUCGUGGACGAGAUCGAGAAGACGCCUGACCCGGGCAUCCACUUGGCUCAGGUCAACUGCGCGGUCAACGGAGACUUGUGCACCGCUAACGGAGUCAAGGGGUACCCCCAAAUGAACCUCUAUAAGAACGGCGAAUUCAUCGAGACAUGGCACAAAGCGCGCAACUACGACGACCUCCUCGCCUACCUCCGCCAGCACGCCGAACCCUCGCACCCUCACACCCUGCCGCCCUACGACGCCGCCUCCGACGCCGACCUUGACGCCGACCUUCCCCCCGCCGGCGUCGACCCCAACCCUCACGGAGAAGUGCUCUCCCUCAACUCCAAGAACUUCUACGGGUACCUCAGCGAAGGCCCGCUCUUCGUCAAGUUCUUCGCCCCCUGGUGCGGCCACUGCAAGAAGCUCGCGCCGCACUGGACGAAGCUCGCCGAGGCCAUGAAGCACCGCAUGGCGAUCGCCGAGGUCGACUGCGAGGCGGAGCCCAAGCUCUGCAAGCAGCAGGGCGUGACCGGAUACCCGAUGUUGUACUAUUACGAGGGCGGAGAGAAGACGGAGUACGUCGGCGGAAGGAAGAUCGGCCCGCUGCAGAGCUGGGCGGAGAAGGCCGCGGCCCCCAGCGUGCUGGAGAUCACAACGACUGACGAGCUGGACACACGACUGAACGAGGACCCGGUGGUGUUCCUCGCCCUUCACUCAGGAUCGGAUAAGGCCUUGGUGACCUCGUUGCAGCAAGCCGCCUCUUCGCUCCUCGGUAGCGCUCAGCUCCUCCUAUCCUCUUCCCCAGAUAUAUACACCCAGCUCUCCCUCCCCGCCUCCUCCCCCGUUCUCCUCGUGCUCAAAGACGGCGCCCUCGCGCCCACCGCCUCCCUCCCGCUCAUCGCGCACCCUCCCCCGGCCGCGAUCAAAGACUUCCUCACCAAGCACAAGCUCCCGACCGCGCUCGAGCUCACGCAAGAAACGUUCCAGAGCGUGAUGAGCGCGCCGCACCGCCCGCUGGUCGUCCUCGCUGCCGUUGGCAAGGACGACGCGAACAAGGAUGCAUACACGAAGAGUAUCAAAGAGCUCGCCCGGGCGUGGCUGGCGAAAGAGCAGGCUGAGCCCGGGAAGCGCGCGGUGGUGUUCACAUGGAUGGACGCGGAUCGGUGGGCGAGCUGGUUGAAGAGCAUGUAUGGUAUCCAGGUCGUACCGGGUGCGGAACCGCCGGUCGUCAUCACUGACCAUGCCGAAUUGGUGUACUGGGACACCGACGCGCGCGGUGCCAAGAUUGCGCUGUCGGAAGUUAGCCUCUUCUCCGCCAUCGAGGGCGCGUUAUCGGGAACGAUCGCGUACAACUACUCGGAGAACAUCAUCGAGCGCUUUGCAAGGCGGAUGAACAAGUAUCUCACGGCGCUCGAGAGCAACAUCUUCGCACACCCCCUACGCACACUCACGAUCUUUGUAUUGUUCAUGGGCGCCUUGUUCUACGCGCUAAAACGCUGGGUGUUCGACGACAUCAGCGAUCUGGACGCGGGCAGGUACAACCCCGAGCGCGAGAAGCAGGUCAAAAAGGCGGCGAAUCGUCUAGACUGA
Molecule: messenger RNA, 1767 nt
Organism: Punctularia strigosozonata HHB-11173 SS5
Lineage: Eukaryota; Fungi; Basidiomycota; Agaricomycetes; Corticiales; Punctulariaceae
Product: thioredoxin-like protein
Exons: 7
Coding region: 1-1767 (588 amino acids)
Cellular component (GO): endoplasmic reticulum
Molecular function (GO): protein disulfide isomerase activity
Source: RefSeq, a predicted model, not a curated record